AUGGUAGAUGUUAUAUCAAAUCAUCAACGGUGGAGGCACAGACAGAGUAUUUUCAAUGAUAUAGAAGAUGAGAUUGAUAGGCUGCAUGUUGGAGGGUUAGAUGAUAAAGAUGAUGUUAAGCUUUGGAAGUGGGGUGAAGGGAAAUUUGUGAGUAAGUUCUCUUCAAAGAAGACCUGGCAACAUGUGCGAAGUGAGCAUCAAACUUGCGCUUGGAGUCAAGGUAUAUGGUUCCCUCAGUCUACUCCAAAAUACUCUUUCAUAUUAUGGAUUGCGAGAAGGAACAGAUUGCAAACGGGAGACAAAAUGCAAGCUUGGAAUGUCUCUGUGAACGCAGAGUGUGUUAUGUGUCAGGGAGUUCAAGAGACAUGCCAACAUCUCUUCUUUCAGUGUCCUUACUCGACUGAAGUGUGGGAAUCUCUGGUGAAAGGGUUUUUUAGGGAUGAUUUCACCACUGACUGGGAUGAUAUUGGGGAAAUGGUUUAUGGUAGAAGCUACCCUCCAACAGAAAUGUUUCUUAUCAGAUACUCUCUUCAGGUUGCAGUCCAUAGCAUUUGGAGAGAAAGAAAUGGUAGAAGGCAUGGAGAGGAACCAAAAGCGGCUGCCAUACUGAGUAAGCUUAUCGACAAAACGAUAAGGUUUCACCUUCUUGCUGUCAAAGCCACGGGUCAUGCAUACUUGGAAAGGAGUUUACGCAUUUGGUUUGGAAUAAGGUAA
Brassica oleracea var. oleracea is the source of this 714-nucleotide messenger RNA. RefSeq lists its product as uncharacterized. The record is from RefSeq and is a predicted model, not a curated record. The transcript has a single exon. Lineage: Eukaryota; Viridiplantae; Streptophyta; Magnoliopsida; Brassicales; Brassicaceae. The coding region runs from base 1 to 714 and encodes 237 amino acids.